GCAGACUGUGGACCCAGCGCCAGCCCGCGGAACAUCCCUGUAGGAAGAGGGGCGCGAGAGAUCCACGAGAAGGGGCAGCAAGCCGCCUGAUUGACAGCUCGAAAUCUGAUCUUGUGAAAGAGACGCGGAGCCAAUGGGAGGCAGCGAUCCAUCAGUUUGGAUUGGAGGCCCCUGGAGGAGAAGUAGAGGAAAAACCACCGAAUUGAGCUCUGUCAGAGGCGCUUUCGGCUUCCAAGGGGGAAGUGCUGGGCGAUAAUUAAUGUUUUUAUUAAAUUUGGAGGGAAUUUUUUGCAGCCGUUCGCCUAGCGUGGCCUUCAGUCCCGUUAGGUGCAAAGCAAGUCUCGUUGAUCGCCAUUGCUAGUUUUGCACACGUUUGCGAAUCAGAGCUGCCCGGGGUACACCGACCGCGCAGGGAAACAUCGAGAGUGUAAAUAAAUACAUCGCCUCUUGUUCGGAUUUAUGCUACUGCCGAAAAUAUGUAAAUUGUGAACUCUCUUGGCUCUCUUUGGAUCCAGCCUAAAAGCCAUCUUGUUCCCCUCUAGGUUGAUAGAAGUCCACAUCCCGAGGAAAUCUCCAGCUAAAUGCUCAAAAUAUAAAACACUGAGCUGAGCUUUGCGAAGAACAGCAGAAUGGAUGGAUUUUAUGACCAGCAAGUGCCUUACAUGGUCACCAAUAAUCAGCGUGGGAGAAAUUGUAACGAGAAACCAACAAAUGUCAGGAAAAGAAAAUUCAUUAACAGAGAUCUGGCUCAUGAUUCUGAAGAACUCUUUCAAGAUCUAAGUCAAUUACAGGAAACAUGGCUUGCAGAAGCUCAGGUACCUGACAAUGAUGAGCAGUUUGUGCCAGACUAUCAGACUGAAAGUUUGGCUUUUCAUGGCCUACCACUGAAAAUCAAGAAAGAACCCCACAGUCCAUGUUCAGAACUCGGUUCUGCCUGCAGUCAAGAACAGCCCUUUAAAUUCAGCUAUGGAGAAAAGUGCCUGUAUAAUGUCAGUGCCUAUGAUCAGAAGCCACAAGUGGGAAUGAGGCCCUCCAACCCCCCAACUCCAUCCAGCACCCCAGUGUCCCCACUACAUCAUGCGUCUCCAAACUCCACUCACACUCCAAAACCUGACCGCACCUUCCCAGCUCACCUCCCUCCAUCGCAGACCAUACAAGAUAGCAGCUACCCCAUGGACCACAGAUUUCGCCGCCAGCUUUCUGAACCCUGUAAUUCUUUUCCUCCUUUGCCAACAAUGCCAAGGGAAGGACGUCCUAUGUACCAACGGCAGAUGUCUGAGCCAAACAUCCCCUUCCCCCCUCAAGGCUUUAAGCAGGAAUACCACGACCCAGUGUAUGAACACAACACCAUGGUUGGUGGUGCGGCCAGCCAAAGCUUCCCUCCUCCUCUGAUGAUUAAACAGGAACCCAGAGACUUUGCAUAUGAUUCAGAAGUGCCUAGCUGCCACUCCAUUUAUAUGAGGCAAGAAGGCUUCCUGGCUCAUCCCAGCAGAACAGAAGGCUGUAUGUUUGAAAAGGGUCCCAGGCAAUUUUAUGAUGACACCUGUGUUGUCCCAGAGAAAUUUGAUGGAGACAUCAAACAGGAGCCAGGCAUGUAUCGGGAAGGCCCCACGUACCAGCGGCGGGGGUCACUUCAGCUCUGGCAGUUUUUGGUAGCUCUUCUGGAUGACCCUUCAAAUUCUCAUUUCAUUGCGUGGACUGGGCGAGGCAUGGAAUUUAAACUGAUUGAGCCCGAAGAGGUGGCCCGGCGUUGGGGCAUUCAGAAAAACAGGCCAGCUAUGAACUAUGAUAAACUAAGCCGUUCGCUUCGCUAUUAUUAUGAGAAAGGAAUCAUGCAAAAGGUGGCUGGAGAGAGAUAUGUCUACAAAUUUGUGUGUGAUCCAGAAGCCCUGUUCUCCAUGGCCUUUCCAGAUAAUCAGCGCCCACUGCUGAAGACAGACAUGGAACGUCACAUCAAUGAAGAGGACACGGUGCCUCUGUCUCACUUUGACGAGGGCAUGGCCUACAUGCCGGAAGGGGGCUGCUGCAACCCCCAUCCCUACAAUGAAGGCUACGUGUAUUAACACAAGUGACAGUGAAGCAGGGCCUGCUCAAGCGUUUCCUCUUUUUGCAGGAUGCAGAGAAUCUCUGAGUGCUCUUCGAUUUUUGAUUUUUGUUGUUUGUAUUUUAUUUUUAAAUAAUAAUACACAAAAAGGGGCUUUCCUGUUGCAUUAUUCUAUGGUCUGCCAUGGACUGUGCACUUUAUUUGAGGGUGGGUGGGAGUAAUCUAAACAUUUAUUCUGUGUAACAGGAAGAUAAUGGGUGAAUGGGUGGGGGAAUACGGGGAUUACUUUUUACUUAGGCUUGGGAUGGGGUCCUACAGGUUUUAAGUAUGAUGAAGCUAUAUCAUGUUUAUUUGAUUUCAUAACAACAUAAGAAAAUGUUCAUUUUCUCUGGGUAUCUAUGGUACAGUUAAUUCACAUUGUGUAAAUAUCCACUUGGAGACCAUUUGCCUUGGGCAUUUUCCCCUCUCAUUUCUGAGUCUCUGCAAGAUGUACAAAAACAAAAACAAACAAACAAACAAAAAAAAAAACAAAAAAAAACAAAAAACAAAAAACAAAAAAAACCCUACUGUAAAUGGCAGUUUAAUUGUUAGAGAUGACUGGUUUUGCACCUGUUGUAAAAAGGUAUUUAGAGAUUGCAUUUGCUGUUUUUGUUUUGUUUUGCUCUAUAUAUGACUCACAGAGGAUAACCAUAAAAUGGGUAAUUCUCUCUGAAGUUGAGUGAUCACCAUGACGGUAAAUGAGGGGCACAAUUUUGGACUCUGGCUCCAAACUGAGUCAUAGGCCAGUAGCAUUACAUGUAUCUGGUGCCACCUUGCUGUUUAGAUACAAAUCAUAAUGUCGUUUAAAUAUUUUGAAGCCCGUUUCAGUUAAAUAAUGAUAUGUCAUGGUCCUUUGAGAUCUUCAUUUAAAUGUUAAAUCCAGGAUCACAAUGAAGCAAAAAAUAUCUAUCUCACUUCCUUCAGUACAUAAAAAGACAUUAUUUAAUCGAUAAGAAUUAACUGUACUAAAUCACAUAUUAUGCUGUUCUAGAUACAGCAAGCACUCCUUAAGAAAAAUAUCCAAUACACUAAAUAGGUACUGUAGUAAUUUUUAGACAUGGUACCCGUUGAUAUGCAUUUAAACCUUUUACUGCUGUGUUAUGUUGAUAACAUAUAUAAAUAUUAGAUAAUGCUAAUGCUUCUGCUGCUGUCUUUUCUGUAAUAUUCUCUUUCAUGCUGAAUUUACUAUGACCAUUUAUAAGCAAUGCAGUUAACUACAGAUAGCAUUUCAGGACAAAAUAGAUGACUCAAACCAUUUAUUGCUUAAAAAAUAGCUUAUGCCAUGCUAUGCUAUGAGCAGCUUUUAUGCACAUUGACAAAUGAAGAGUAAGCUUCAGCUUGCUAAGGGAAACUGUGGAACUUUUGUAACUUUUGGUGAAAUAGAAAAUUAUUUACAAACUGUCAAAGAUCUGAGGAAGUUGCUGUAUGACAUAGUGCUGGCACUGAUAUUCAUCAUCUUGUUUUGGACACUUGUGUAAAUGUGUUUGGAUUGUUUGAAAGAAGAUUUAAAGAUUUAAAGUUUCAAAGGUUUUUGUUUUGUUUUUGUUUGGCAUUUGGAGAAAAUAUUGAAAGCAGAAUAUGUUGUUUCAUUCGCCUUGGAAAAAAACAAAGUAAAUGGUGUUAUAAUAUCCUUGAAAAGCUUGCUGAACCAUUCAGACAAGAAGCAUGAAUUUUGUUCAAUCCAUCAAUAUCCCAGAGGAACAGCAUUUUUUAAGAGUCUAUAAUGAAAUGUUAAAAAAAAAUCCAAAACACAAAGCCAAAAUGAACCUAUAAAAGCAUUUCUUGGUGAACACAGGAAAGAUUGUUGAAAGAUGAUUUCUCGGCUACCCAUUUUCCAAAAUGGCACAGAUCACAGCUCAUUUAUCUAAAUUGAACAGCUAUUGGGAAACCCAUAUACAGUGAUCAAUACUAGUCACACUUAAUCCUACAAAAAGAUCUAUUUUAAUUUCAUUGUAUGUAUGUAACCUGUGAUUUCAAUGAUUGUUCUGCCUAUACAUUAUAUAUCAUUAGGCCCAUUAUGGGUUAAUAAGUAUGCCUUAAAAAUGAGAACUUUUUUCCCCCUACUAUGCUCAUGUGGCCAUUUACAGCACUUAGAAUAAAAACAAAUUUUAAAAUAUUCAGCUAAAGAUUUAUUGGAAAGAGUAUUAAUGUAUUUGGAGAAAUUGAAGGAGAAAUUAAAAGUGGGUCUUUAAAAUAGCAUCUAAAUGAAAUUGUAUUGAGGAUUCUUUUUCUUUCUUUCUCCUUUUCUUUUUUUCCUUGAUCUUUUUUCUUUUUAAUAUCUAGUUCUAAUUUCCCAUUGGGGAAGGAUUGGGCUAUGAGUUAUCUUAAUGGAUCAAAGGAAGAACUGGUAUUAAUUAUAUAAUAUUUAAGGCCAAACUAUUUUUCUGCUUAAGGUAGUGACUCACAAAACAAAAUGAGUAAUUGGCCUGUUAACAUUAAGAAUAUUUCCAGUACAGAAGGGUUCAAACGUUGCAUUAUAAACUCUUUUGGGAAAUGUAUCUCAAGUUCUUUUUUUUUUUUUAAGUUCUGUUUUUAUUCUUUUUGUUUGCUUGUGUUUUUAUUUUCAGAUAGAUUAAUAAAUCUGGCAGCUGAUUUCUGCGAGAUUCUUGUGUUUUGAAUUUCUAAUUGAAUUGGCUAUUAGAAAUCCUUUAAAAAUAUAACAUUUUCCUUCAACUUGGUAAAAUAAACUAAAAGAAAUCUCUCCCCUAAUUUUGCUGCCUCUCAGUGAUGAUAUGCUAUUACCCAACAGACUGAUUACAACCAAGAACGGUACAUCCUAAAUAACUAAUGAAAAAUGACUUUUCUUAAGUUAUGCCUCUGAAAAAUACUGAAAAAUAAAAGUACACAAAGCUAGCAGUGCACAACAGUUUUCUGAAAUCAUGUGUGGGUCUUGGAGGUAAUUUAUUUGAAUCUUCUUUCUACAGAUAGUUUUAAUUUCUUGUGGCUGCCCUAACAAAGGUAAUGGUUCAAAGCUACACAAAUAUAUCCUUUUAUAGUCCUGAAGAUCAAAAGUCCAAAAUGAGCCUAAAGGUGCUAAAAUCAAGGUGUGCAUGUAGGGAUUCUUUCGAAGGUUCCAGGAGAGAAUCCCAUUCUAGCUUCUACUUUUAGAGGCUACUGACAUUUCUGAGUCCCGGCUCCUGGCUUCAGCACUCCAGUCUUUGUUUCUGUCGUCAUGUCCCUCUUUGUACUGAAGUCAAAUAUUCCUCAACCUGCCUCUUCUAAGGACACUGAGGAUUGUAUUUAAGGUCCUCGCAGAUAACCCAGGAUGAUUUCUCCAUCUCAAGAUCUUUCCUUUGUCACAUCUUUGAAGGCCCUUUUGCCUGUUUCAUUCACAGCUUCCCAGAUCAGGACAUGGAGGUGGAGGGUUGUGGGGAGGGUGCUGUUAUUUAGCCCAUCACCUAGAUGAAGACGCUCUGGUCAAAAUACUGAUUGAUUUACCUCUAGACAAAAGUUGUGUUGAUGGAGAUAGGGUGAGAAGUUACUGAAAAGCAUUUUUGUUUACCAUUGAAAUAGUUUUACUAUACUCUGCAUAAAUGGUACUGAAAACAUUCUAUUAAAGUUCACCUAUUCCAAUAAAGGAUCUAGUAAUCGCAUCAAACGAUGACAUGACUUUAUAACCCCUUGUGUAAAUAUUAUGUGAUGAGCGAUAAGGUGUGUUAAGUACAGCGUAGUAGCACAGUUAAUUCUGUCGUCCAAGCCAGAUUAUAUAUUUUUUAAAUAAAUUUCUUUUUGUGCUGGUA
Messenger RNA from Neofelis nebulosa (Clouded leopard), 5823 nucleotides. It is a transcript of the gene ETV1, whose product is annotated as ETS variant transcription factor 1. The transcript is spliced from 14 exons. Gene Ontology annotation, cellular component: nucleus. Lineage: Eukaryota; Metazoa; Chordata; Mammalia; Carnivora; Felidae. Gene Ontology annotation, biological process: cell differentiation; regulation of transcription by RNA polymerase II. The record is from RefSeq and is a predicted model, not a curated record. Gene Ontology annotation, molecular function: DNA-binding transcription factor activity, RNA polymerase II-specific; sequence-specific DNA binding. Bases 630 to 2063 code for a protein of 477 amino acids.